GCUAUCGCACUUCUCCGUCUGCUAGAAGCGUGAGGACUGUGUGGGGCGUAACGUGGAGCUGAGGAGUGAAAAAUGGAAAGAAAAAAUGAAAAGAGUGAAGCCAAAGGCAAAGGAGGAAACAAAACUUCUCAGUCUGAGAAACCAGAAGACUUUUUACAGGUAGAAAGAGUACUGAAUUUCAACUUACUUCCCAAGAAUGCAAAGAGAAGAGUUUAUGCCCUGAAGAGACUCCAACUCCAGAGUGCCAACAUUGAGGCCAAGUUUUAUGAAGAAGUUCACGAACUGGAGAGAAAGUACUCUGCGCUCUACCAGCCUAUCUUUAACAAGAGACGAGAGAUUGUGACGGGGAUCGUUGAACCCACAGAUGAGGAAUGCGAGUGGGAAAGUGACAAGGAGGAAGAUGAGCUUGCUGAGGAUUUGCAGAAGAAAGCUGCUCUGCAGGACAAGCAGGCAGAUUCAGCCAGUGCCGAUAAUCCGAAAGGCAUCCCGGAAUUCUGGCUAACCAUCUUUAAACAUGUGGAUAUGCUGGAUGAAAUGCUGCAGGAGCAUGAUGAGCCAAUCCUGAAACACUUGCAGGACAUCUCUGUGAAAUUUUCUGAGCCUGGACAGCCAAUGAGUUUCAUGUUAGAGUUCUACUUCGAGCCCAACAGCUACUUCAGCAACAAAAUCCUCACUAAAGUCUACAAGAUGAAAUCGGAGCCGGACGCAGCAGAUCCGUUCUCUUUCGAGGGACCGGAGAUCGUGGACUGUGAAGGGUGA
Messenger RNA from Xyrauchen texanus (razorback sucker), 759 nucleotides. Its product is annotated as nucleosome assembly protein 1-like 4. The coding region runs from base 73 to 759 and encodes 228 amino acids. The record is from RefSeq and is a predicted model, not a curated record. The transcript is spliced from 8 exons. Gene Ontology annotation, biological process: nucleosome assembly. Gene Ontology annotation, molecular function: chromatin binding; histone binding. Lineage: Eukaryota; Metazoa; Chordata; Actinopteri; Cypriniformes; Catostomidae. Gene Ontology annotation, cellular component: chromatin; nucleus.